AUGUAUUCUGUGUCUGUUUCAAUAGUCGACACCCUAGUCUGGAGAGUGGAGAGCGAGGAUGAUCGUGCUGGAGUUGUAGGGGAAGUUAACUCAGCCGAUAAGGAUGUCGGAGACUCAAGGAUGGCUGUCAUUCUGGAAAGUGCCCGUGACGGGCUUUCUGGGCUUCUAGUUGGUGGUGUGGUCCGUGUUGGUGAUGUAUUUAAGUUGGUCAUUGACGUUGGAGAUAACGAUCCUAAAGUUGGAACCGUAGAACCAUUUACUGCCCCAGUGAGCGAAACGAUUGUUGUCAGAGUGGUGCCGUCGAUCACAACAGUUGUGGUAAACAGAGCCCAGUUUGGUGGUGUGAGGAUACCUGAUGCUGCAGAACCAGACAACAUCGAAGUUACCGUCGUGCCAUUGGUAGAAAUCGUCUCUGAUUCAAACACUCCAGUAGCAGGCGAGGAAGGGGAAGUGAAAGGUGACGACCAGACUGUCGCAGUGGAGUUACCAGAUGGGGGAGGCCAAAGAGUAGAGGCUGAAGCUGAACUAUCCAAGCUCUGGUCUGUUGUCAUUGUGCUUGAAUCUCGAUCUGUACCGGUGUUGGGCUCGGGACUUGGACUCGGUACAAGCCCUGAAGUAGUGGGUGUUGCUGCUGAAGAGAGCCACGCGCUGUUACUGAUCAGACUACCCCAUGUAGACGAACCAGAGCGUUCUACAUUGGUGCUUGAUGUACGAUCCCCAAUUGGUGAAGACCCAGCUGUGCUCGGUGUCACUGAGAAUGACCAAUCUGAGGGGGUUCCUGUGUCGAGGCCCUUUGUUGGAGUGCUUGUUCUUAUAGAAGUGCUUGUGCCGUUUUCAAUUGACGAUGCGCUUUCGAAGGGAAGUUGA
Molecule: messenger RNA, 867 nt
Organism: Clonostachys solani
Lineage: Eukaryota; Fungi; Ascomycota; Sordariomycetes; Hypocreales; Bionectriaceae
Source: the annotation of a GenBank genome assembly